Messenger RNA from Salpingoeca rosetta, 4511 nucleotides. RefSeq lists its product as uncharacterized. Bases 21 to 4511 code for a protein of 1496 amino acids. Gene Ontology annotation, molecular function: nucleic acid binding. The transcript is spliced from 7 exons. NCBI's taxonomy places the organism in Eukaryota, Choanoflagellata, Craspedida, Salpingoecidae. The record is from RefSeq and is a predicted model, not a curated record. Gene Ontology annotation, biological process: DNA integration.
AACAAAGAACCAAAACGAAGAUGAUGAAGCACACCACCACGAUGUCCAGUGUGUGGCUUGCGCUGCUGCUCGUCUCGAUCGUCGUCGUUUGUGGCAUGGCGAAUGCACAGGGCUUGUCGUUGGAUUGCACGGAUCCCAAGUCAGUGCAGCGCGUGAAGCAGGAGAAGCCAAGCACGCUGCAGAAUGUCAAGGACUGCGGUUGCAGCGACAUCCCAGGCUUUGUCAAGGCCGUUGCGGGUAACGAGGACGCCAAGCCAUGCGUCUCGGACCUUGUUGCCAAGCUUGUGGACAAGCCCUUCGACAACCUGGAAUGGUUCGCCAACUUGUGCAAGCUCUACGGCUCCCACCCGAUGGACAAUCUCAAGUACGCCAUCCCGAAGACGAACGACGAUAGCUUCUCGCGGAUUGCGCUGGACUUCUGCCAGGAACAUGCCGACACGGCGCAGGCGAGUACCGAGGACAAGGACAAGCUCUGGCAAGUCUUUCUCAACACGUGCUCGGCUCGCUUCGCCCCCCGAUGUGAUUGGUCUCGGCACAUGGACAUCGCCCACCUGGAGAUUCGCACGGACGAGGACCACGCCGCGUACUCGGAGCGCGCCCGCAGCCUGCUGGCCAACGUCAAUCCCGAGCUUCACGUGGUGUGCACGUACCUCGCCGGGUUCCACGACACGCGUCUGCAGCUCUUCAUCUCGGACAAGCAGCCCAAGACUCUGCACGACGCCAUCAUCCUCGUGGACCGGUACUUCUCCAUCGUGCGCAGCAAGCGCCGCCACGACACGGCCUCUUCCGACCUCAAGCGCAGCAAGCGCUUUCCACCACAACAACCGCCGCGCUCGCACCAGCCUCGCAUGAGGAACCGCCGUCCCAAACAGCAUCAGCUUCGCAAACUGCCACCGUGCAGUCGGUGCGGUCGCACCAACCAUGUCGUCAGUGAUUGCCAUGCUCGGCGUCACGUGAAUGGCAAACAGUUGGAUGGGCCAACGGCCACCAACACGGUGCGUGUCAACCCGACACAAGCCGGUGCUGAGCUGCAUGAUGCCUCGCACGUUCCUCCGCCUCCGCCUCCUCGACCUCUUCCACGAGUUGAUCCAGCUGAGUCUGUUUCGCAGCUCACUGAGUCCGUGAAGCAAAUUGGCAUCGUUGAGGACAUGCAAUUUGACGAGGAAGGCAGGCCGGUCACCGUUGUGUCCGUGAACGCUUGCACCCGCAACUCCUCUUUGAUUAGCACUAAUGUGCUCUUCUGUAACAAGAGGCUGCGAGCGCUUGUGGACACUGGGGCCGAGAGGUCAUUGUGUAAACUCAGCAACUUUUCUGAGACACGUCCCGGAGCUAAGCUUACGCUUGCUCUCGCGGAUGGCAGCACCAGCACCACCGAUCGUUACGCCACUGGCAAGAUCGAGUGGUGUGGCCAUGUCACCAGCAUGUGCCUGCCAGCAGUGAAAGAUCUCUCUGUGGAUCUCCUGCUCGGUAUGGAUUGGCUGCAACGGGCCCAACCCGUUUUCGACUUCAACAAAGAAGGGCACCGCCCCAUUGAGAAACAACUCGACCCAGUUCUUCACUGGCCACUGCCCAAGACUGCUCACGAUUUGCGACAGUUUCUUGGCGCUGCAAACUACUACAAGAAAUACAUUCGCAAUUACUCCGACUAUGUGCAACCAUUGUUCAGACACACAAGUGGCACAAAGAAAAACUCGAAGAAGCGACUGUCAAACUGGACGCAGGAUGACUCGCGAAUCUUCAACAAUCUCAAGGCCACCAUGGCCAAGUUGCCCACGUUGUGUCCCACGCUCGACCUUGAUCCUACAGAGCCACUGGAUCUGUUUACAGACUCCUCCGACAAAGCAGUCGGCGCUGUUCUCCAGCACAAGGGUCGCCCCAUUGAGUUCUACUCCAGCACCCUUUCAGUGCAUGAGCGAAACUGGCCAAUCAGGCAGAAGGAGCUGUAUGCCGUCAUCAAAGCUCUGCAACAUUGGCGUUACCUUUGUAUCGGUCGCCCCAUCACUGUUUACACCGACCACAAGUCGCUCGAGCGAGUGUUGGCACAGAACAAGAUACAGGAAGCCCGCAUUCAGCGAUGGUCGCUCUUCCUCUCAGACUUCAACGUUACUUUCAAGUACAUUCCAGGCGACAAAAACGUCGUUGCGGAUGCACUCUCUCGCACCUGCAUGGUCAGGGAGCUGCUUGAAGACGAAACAGUCAACAUCCGCUGGUCUGACUACCUCAAAGACCCUUUCUGGGAGAAGAUCAUUCACGACCUCGCGUCCUUUCCACAGUACAAACGUGUUGGCGACCUACUCUAUCACAAGAACCGCAUCUGCGUGCCAUCUUCCAGUCAUAGAAGCGUAAUGGCCAUGGCGCAUGAUGGGCUGAGCAGUGGACAUCAAGGUGUUUCCAAGUCUCAGGCCCGCGCUGCGCGCGAAUUCUAUUGGCCGGGGAUGCACAGUGCGAUUCGAGAGUACGUUGACACUUGUCACACAUGCGCAACGGCAAAGAGUGGUCGUAGACUCAAGGUCCCCACCCAAGCCUUGCCGGUGGCACCAUACCCGUGGCACACAGUCACAAUGGACUUGAUGGUUGGACUACCAACUACAUCUCAAGGACACGACGCUAUCUACGUGUUCGUAGACAAGUAUUCCAAAAUGGUCCAUUUGGCCCCUACGUCCAGCACUGUCGAUGCCCAGGGUUGUAUUUCACUAUUCAUUCAACAUGUGUACAAGUUACACGGACUCCCCGAAGUCCUCAUCUCCGACAGGGAUCCGCGGUUCACCGCAGCUCUGUUCAGGAAAGUCAUGCACAAGUUCAGCGUGCAAAUGAAAAUGUCAACAGCGGCCCACGCUCAGACCGACGGACAGACCGAAAGAGUCAACAGAGUCGUUGGGAAUAUGCUCCGCUCAUACGCAAAGUCGAAUCAAAGUGCAUGGGUUGAUUACCUACCUACGAUUGAGUUUGCUAUCAACUCAUCACCCGCCGCCUCCACAAAGAUGGCACCCUUCGAGGUUUGCAACGGCCGGAUUCCAAGACAGAUUGGACUGCCUGCUCGCUUGUCAGGGCAAAGCCCUGUGCUCCCAGACGAGCUCAUGGAUCGGUUGGCAAAGAUACAGCAUGAAGCAUCCUCCAACUUGCAACAGCACUUUGACAAGGCUUCGUCAUCAGAACACAUUGAACCCCCCUUCAGGGAGGGAGACGAAGUGUAUGUUAGCACACACUUAUUACGAAAUGAAGAUGCGAAGUACCGCUCAAACAAACUCACACCACCAUACGAUGGUCCGUUCAAGAUUAAGAACGUUCUCGGUCCAGCGCAUUAUCGCGUGGACUUCUCACCAUUGAAAGUGCGCAUACACGAUGUCAUCAACAUCAAGUUCCUGAAGAGAACGAAAGGCACCCGAUCUGUGCAUCGACCAGGUCCUUUGCAAGGGUUCAGCGAUGAUGUGUACGCAAUGGAACGAAUCCUGCGCCACAGAAAGCAUCGCGGUAGACUCGAGUACCUAGUAAAGUGGCUCGGCUAUCCGGAAUAUGAAGCGACAUACGUUCAGGCCAAAGACAUGAUUGGCUCACGAUGCAAACGCUUAUUGGCUGAAUAUCAACUUCAGACUGCCAAAGCAGAUGCUGCCAAAGAGCGCUCUCUCAAACGCAGGUCUCAGAAGAGCAACGCUCGACACAUAAGACCAGUCACAUCACAACAGUCGGCCUUGUGCUUUGGCAGCAUUACCACCGUCAACGGCUCGGUCGUUGCCCGCGGCAGCUUCAAGCACGGCGCCAUUUCAACCGCCAACUUUGGAAACGUCUCCAUGGUGGGCGGCGACGUGGUGCUGAGCCGCAACCUCAACCUGACAACGCUCGACUUUGGCAGCGUUGCGGCGGUUCAGCGAGAGUCGCAAGAGUUGCACAGGUACAACCUGCCAAUCUCAAUAACCAACAUCGACCUCACGCCACUGACGUCCAUUGGUGGAUCCCUGAACCUCACUGACAACUCGAUCGGCAGCGUUGACUUUGGAUCGCUCACCAGCGUCACGGGUUCCGUUGAUCUCGCCUGGACCAUCGCGGACACCCUCCACCUGCACAACCUGACCAGCGUUGGCGGCGACCUGAACCUGGGCGGGUGUAUGUUUGACACCGUCAACAUGGCCAAGCUCACGACCGUGGGCGGCAGCCUGAACAUUGGGUUGAACUCGCUCGACACCUUUGACUCCAAGAACCUCGCUCACAUCGGCGGCUUCCUGGACCUCAGCUUCAACGAGCUCGGCAAUGUAACCUUUCCCAAGCUCACACACGUGGGCGGCUACUUGGACCUCAGCAGCAACAACUUUGAUUCCAUCGACUUUGGCUCUGCCCUCGUCCGCAUUGACGGCUACUUGGACUGCAGCACAAACAGCCUCCUCAACACCAUCAACUUUGGAGCCCUCACCACCGUUUCUGGAUACCUUGAUGUCACGGACACGGACCUCACCCAGCUUGACUGCAGGGGCCUCGGCAAGUGCAUCAAGGCCGAUUCCAGCCAACAGCUCGCAUGA